Messenger RNA from Psylliodes chrysocephalus, 948 nucleotides. Lineage: Eukaryota; Metazoa; Arthropoda; Insecta; Coleoptera; Chrysomelidae. The record is from the annotation of a GenBank genome assembly.
AUGAAACGUGAGUGGAAAAAACUGCAAGAUUGUUACAGACAAGCCAUGUUAAGAAGAAAAACCAAGAGUGGACAAUCUGCAACAAAAACAAAACCUUGGAAGUACGAAGAGUUGAUGUCUUUUCUUGCAUCGAAUACAUUGCCAAGAAGCUCUCAGUCCAACGUUCUUGAUCCUGACGAUGAAAACUCGGACAAUGUAGAACCAAUCGAAGCUAAUGAUGACACCCAGGGGCAGCAUGAAGGGGAAGAAAAUGCGUUAGAAGAUGACCAGUCUAACUCUGCAUUAAACAGCCAAGGUCCACGUUAUAACAAAUCUUUAAAAAGUAACAGGAAGAACGUUGAGAAAGAAAAUGAUGGAGUUCAAAAAGUUAUAACAUUUCUAAGUAAGAAAGAGAGCACUAAAAACAAAAAUGGGGAGCUCAAUUACUUUUUUGCAAGUGCUUGCGAGAGCACCAAAAACCUACCACGCUAUUUGCAGCUCAGAGUUAAACAAGAGAAAAUGGAAGCAAUUGUAAAGGCAGAAAGUGAAUACUUAAAUACCAGGCCACAAUCAUCUGCCACUUCUACAAGCAGUAGCGUAGCCGUACAGACACCAUUGGUGUCACCACAUUCCGAUUGGUCCGAACAACCAAUGGUGUCACCACAUUCCAAUCGGUCCGAACAACCAAUGGUGUCACCACAUUCCGAUCGGUCCGAACAACCAAUGAUAUCACUACCAUCUGAUCAGUCCCAACAACAAUACGUUACUGGCAGUGAAACAGGAUGGAACAAUCCAUGGGGCAACACAGGACGUGUGUAUGGACAACCAUUUAAUAUUCCUCAAACCCCAUGUAAUCAGAAUGUUGGACAAACAUAUUUCAACUUAACCCUCUACUGCAUUCCUCUGCCUCAAGGCGGACUUGAUUGUAACACUAAAGUUUAUCUAGAAAUCAAUUAUUUUUAUGUUUAA